Nilaparvata lugens (brown planthopper) is the source of this 5371-nucleotide messenger RNA. RefSeq lists its product as uncharacterized. The record is from RefSeq and is a predicted model, not a curated record. The coding region runs from base 1069 to 1593 and encodes 174 amino acids. The transcript has 3 exons. Lineage: Eukaryota; Metazoa; Arthropoda; Insecta; Hemiptera; Delphacidae.
AUUAAAAGCAAUGUAUUCCUGAUCCAUAUUUAGCGUAAGUGGCAUAUAGGAUGAAAAAUUAAAGAAAAAAAUAUAUCGAAACUUGAAAGGAAAGAUACCUGAAUUUUAAAUUUUUACCAAUUUAUGUGAAUCGAGAAAUUAUAAUAAAAUACUCCAUUGGUUGAUUAUUUCGUCAAAUCCAAGAAAUGGGAUGGUGUGAUGGUGUAAACCAUCUUAUAUUAUUUGCUUAUCAUUACAGACUAAUAAUGUUGUACGUCUUGAUGAAUUAUUAUUUAUAAAUUUAUAUUUUCAUUUAUUUUUUGCCAAGGGCGAUGCGCUCCAGGUUGUGUGCAUUGCUAAUGAGAUUGAUAAUGGAGGAUGAGUGGUUUAAGUGGGUUCCAGAUCACUGGGAAGCGAUUUUGAAACUCAUAAAUUAUAUUUAGCGAUGUCAGCUCCUUAAUUGGUCAUAAGAACGGAGUUAACGAGACACAUGAAUCUUGAUUUCUAUGAAUGAUAAUUUAUCAGCACGAUCACGGACCUAACCGCUUCCUAAUUCUCACAAUUCCUGACAUUAUAUUCAAUCCUGUUUAUGAUGUCUUGAUGGUCCUUGUUCCUAUCAUUUGCUUGUCAGGUUCCUUGUUAUCAAUGGUUUUUCUUCAUAAUAUGAAGUGAUUAAUAAUUGUUUGUUUUCAUGUUAAUAUCUGUUAGAUUGAUGCUGUUUAUUGCUGAUUGAAGUUUUGAUAAUCUACAAGAUAGAGAAUUAACCAUCUUUCUAUUAUCGAAGGCUUGAAUUGGAACUCGAAAUUAGCAGAGCUCUUCUUUGUCUACGUGUGUUUCACGAAAUUGGGGAUCCCGUGUGCCUGUCCUUGAAAACAAAAGAUUCUCCAACCGGAAUAAAUUUCGCGCGAAUUUAAUGAUACACUUUCGCUACUAAUUCAAUAACGAGAGUGAUGAGGUUAGGGGUUAGGUAAUGAGGCACUUGCACUUGUUUCCUGCAAGUGCCUCUUUGUUUACAAAUUGCACGCAGCUGGGGGACCAUGGUUGGGGGAAGGGAAGGGGAUUUAUUGCGCAUGCGCGACACUGUUGAGCAUGGAGAGUGGAGAGUGUAGAGCUCGCUUGAGCUUGAGUCAGUGUUCAUUGAUCGCUGAGCUGAUGCAGCAGGGGCAGCAGUCGCAGUCAGCGGCUGACGGACUGCCUUCAGCGGCGGCGGGUCGCUUGUCGCGCGUGCGGACGCGGUUGGCGCGGCUGGGACGGUCGACGACGACCGACGACGCGGUCGAGGAUGCCGCCGCACCGGGAGGCCGACGUCACCUGCUGCGACACAUAAUCCUGCGUGACACCGAGUCGGACACUGAGUCGUGUUCGCGCGUGUCGGCCGAUGAAGAGGACAGUGCCGACGAGGAGGAUGACGAGGAGCCCAAGGCGAGAGGACGCCCCCGGCGAUCGACCACCGAGUGUCCUGACCCGGACGCCGCUUCCUCCGCUCACGACUCGCAGGAAACUCUAUUCGAGAAGCUCGGUCAGCGCAUCAAGCAGCGCAGUGAUCGGGUACACAAGGAUACAAUAAUGUGGGCCUAUUCGAAGAAGGAACUAUUCAACCAUCACAUAGAAUAAAAAACUCAUUAUUGUAUUUUCCAAUUGUAUUCGUACCAUCUCAACUCAUCCGCUUUCAAUCUGAAACGAGUCAUGAUAUGAGCUAGUGGACUUGGACGUUUGGCUCAGUUCACUGUGAAAAUGUCUUGACGUUAUACUUGUGAAAUGGAAAUAGAGACGUCAAUGCAUCGUAAUGACUUUGCAGUUGAAGGUGAAGAGUUUGUGGAAGUUCAGCUUCUCCUAUUGAUCUCUGGCUCACUGCAACAGCCAAUAAUGGAUUCUGGGUCUUGUCAGUUUCGCCUGAGGCUUUCAACUAUUUUCUCAACCCUUGCGAACCUUUAAAAAUGUCUCAGAGUCUUCUAUCAUCCUAUCACUCUCACUUUUUGAAAGUAUGAGCUAUUUUGGGGUUCACAAGCUACUCUUACCAUAUCUGUAUGAAUACCAUACUUAAUAAAAUUAUGCUCAAAUACUGCAACAUAUUAAUUGUUAUUUUUCCAUCAAUCAGACAAAAUAUAUCUAUUUAAAAAGAAAAAAACAUUUACAAAGUAAAAAUCUUAUGUACUCAUUUUCAAUAUAAUACAACAACAAAGAAUAAAAACUACCUCAUGAAUACACUAAAGCCAAAUAAAGUUUAGAAAAUGGUCUGCAUGGGCAAAAAAUGCCUGUAAGCAAACUAGAGUUGCAUAUUACAAGUUUUACAGAGGAAGGGAUCACUCAUUUUGAUGCAUUCAGAAACUUAUUGAAUAUAAUUAUCACAUAUAGUGAAUUAUUGGAUAGCUCAAAAAAUAAAGAAUUAUUAGUGUAGUGGUGCAUACAAAUUCCAAGAACAGUAGACAGGUUGUCACCAACAACGAAUUUAUCGAUCAGGGUAGGUGUUAUAAUUUGUUGUGAUGAUGCAUUGUCCACUCCCAGCUGUAUUAAAAAUUCCUUUAAUUUCAAUUUGAAUAAGGAUUUCGAGACGUCCUGAAAUUCUAUCUGGUGUGGGAAGUGACGAGCCAAGUUAUGAUACAGAACAUGUGAAAUAUAGAAGGAAUUGGUUUGUGUUAGAAAUCUCUGGAGGGGUAUAGCUGUAACCAGUGAAUAGCAUACCGCGUUUGAUGCCUAUGUGAAAUGGGCCCAAGGAUGUUCAUGUUGGAAAAUAAAUGUAUUAAAAUGUUUUUAAUGAAGAGAUGUCUUACAGUCAGGACCGCAGUCUCCUCAAAGAGAAUGUUAGUUAAGAAACGAGGUUUUUUUUCAGAGCUAAUUUCAGGAUGGCUUUCUGGACAAUAAAGAGUGGCUGAGGAACCGUCUUGCAAGCGCCACCCAAUGCAACUAUACCAAACUCCAAAAGGGACUGGGUAUAUGCGAAGUAUGCCAUUCUAAUCUCUCUCCUAUCCAGUACAUCACUCAUCAUUCUAAAUGCCUAUAUUUCCCUAUGUCUAUAAAUCUUUCUCUAUGUAUUCAAUGUGAGCAGACCACCUCAUCCUAUGGUGGAAAAAACGCCCAAAUACUUGUAGAAAGUGACCAAUUCAAUGCAAGAACAGCUACAUGAGAACAGCUAACACUGAGAAAAUCCCCACAGCAGUGAACUUUCAAACUUGAUAAAUUGUAAUCGGUCUUCGGUCUCAAUGAUAUUGGGAUAAAUUUCGUUUUCGUGGUGUUUAUUGUCAAGGUAUUCUGAUCAAGCCAUGUUUUCUUGUGAAGAAGGUCAUUUUGAGCAUUUUCUCAAACUUCUACCCAGUUGGGCCCUUUCAAAAAUAUUAAUGCAUCAUCUGCAAACAAAAAUAACCUCCCAUGUAUAUUUACUUUUGAUAUAUUAUUCAUAUGGAUUAAAAGAAGGAUUGGGCCCAAAGUGCUUCCCUGAGUCACCUCAAAGUCAACCGCCACAUCUUCACCCCUGAUGUCCAUCAAGGAAACAAACUGACGGCGACUUGGCAGAUGACUUCUGAACCAUGCCAACACAGUUCCUCAAAUUCCAUUAAGGUUUUAUUUAUUCAAUAAUUUGUUCCUGUCAACUGAAUCAAAGGCUUGUUUCAGAUCAAGGAAUAGAAGCAUCAUCCGUUGAUUUUCAUUCAUUCCUUUAUUAUGGCUUUGCAAAUGUCAAAUAGAGCAUCAGGUAUAUUUUUGUCUUUUCUGAAGCCAUACUGACAGUCACUCAAACAUGCAUGCAUUUCAACUGUAUAAAUGCAUUUUGUAGCUUUCUUCUCAAUAACACAAUACGAUACCAGCAAUAUUGAUUUAUUCAAUAGAUAUACAAAAUGCUAACUCGUUAAGUUUGAAUGUAGAGAUAGGCAAUAUCAAAUUACUGAUAAUUGCAGUUUAUCGCUCCCCUAGUGGUAAUGUUGCUACAUUCCUAGACAGUAUUGAGAAUAGCCUCCAAUCAAUUCAAGAUAAGAAUAAUUGUGUCUUUGUUGGAGAUAUGAACAUUGACUGGAAUGCAAAUAACAAUAUAACAAGUGAAUAUAUUCAUAUACCAAAUAAAAAUGGUUUUGAAUCCUUUAUUAAUUCUUUCACGAGAGUAAUAGAAGCUACACAAACUUGUAUUGAUUAUAUUUUUCUCAAGACUAAUAAUAAUGAUAUAAUUGAACAAUCUUUUGGUAAUGUAUUAAAAACAUCAAUUACAGAUCACUUUUCGACUACUUUACACAUCCAUCUAUCAAAUAACAGACAGAUGAAACAAAAAAGUAGCUUUCCUAUAAUUGACUAUGCACUACUGACUAAAUGCAUCGAAGACGAGGACUGGGGGUUCUUGUACUCUAAUGAUGACGUCGGUAUUGAUUCAUUGACGGAAUUGUUUGUGGAGGGACUUAGGUGUCAUAUAGAGAAUUCUACAAAGAUGAAAUCUACUCCACAUAAAAAACGAGCCUUAAAGCCUUGGAUUACACCGGGUCUUAUCAAGUCAAUAAAUGUGAGGGAUACAAUGAAAUUAAAACUAAUUAAACAGCCAUAUAACACUUUAUUAAAAAACAAGUUUAAAGAUUAUAUAAAUAAGUUGAAUGAAUUGAUCAAUAUCACUAAAACAAAUUAUUAUAAAAAUAAAGUAGAGGAACACAAAAACAAUAGUAAUAAAUUAUGGAAUGUUAUGAGAUAAAUUAUUGGUAAAAAUGCUGACAAAGGAAAUAAUAUCAAAAUUGACCCCAAUAAAUAAAACAAUUUUUUCGCAAAUGUAGGUAGAGAAUAUGCUAGUAAAAUUCCGGCUAUGAAUGUAGAUUGUGAUGAAAUAUACAACGACCACUUCCCAUUAAUAAACGAACAUUUUACCCUGAAUCCUGUUACGAGUGUUGAGAUGAAAUGUAUUAUAAAAAAUUUGAAGAAUUCAGCAAGCCCCGGACUAGACCAUAUCAAUAAUAUUACAAUAAAGAAAAUAUCUACUUGGAUUGCAGAACCUUUAUGUUUCAUCAUUAAUAAAUGCUUUGAGGCUGGUAAAUUCCCGAUUUGCUUCAAGACAGCCAGAAUUAAACCGCUUUUCAAGUCAGGUAACGUUGAUCUUCCGGAGAAUUAUAGACCCAUAAGUUUAAUCAGUAAUCUAGCAAAAAUAAUGGAGAAAGCAAUUAAAACUAGAUUGAUGGGUUUUAUAAACAAUCACAACAUGAUUCAUAGGGAUCAAUAUGGCUUCCAAAGUAACAAAAAUACUGAGGAUGCUCUGGCCGCCUUUACAAAUGAAGUUUCUGAAGCCAUGUCUUCCAAUAACAACAAAUGCCUAGCUAUAAUGAUUGACCUGUGAUACCAUUCCCCACAAUAAAUUACUAAAAAAAUUGGAGAGGUACGGGAUUAGAGGACUCCACCUUGAAUUAUUUAAGAAUUAUUUAAGUGAUCGGAC